Molecule: messenger RNA, 5894 nt
Organism: Fopius arisanus
Lineage: Eukaryota; Metazoa; Arthropoda; Insecta; Hymenoptera; Braconidae
Gene: gukh
Product: GUK-holder
Exons: 10
Coding region: 616-5157 (1513 amino acids)
Source: RefSeq, a predicted model, not a curated record
GCUCCGUAUGACUCGUCACGUACGAAAACACAUAAAAUUUAUCGGCAACUUUUUCCAUCGCUUUGUUCAUUUCCAAUCACCGGCUACAUAUACCGCAAACAUUGUUAAUAUUUAUUUUCACUCUUCUAUGUUUCACUAAAAAUCGGUAUAACAAUGUGUCGUAAGUGUACACAAAACGGCGUAAUUAAUUCCGCAGCCGAAAACAUAGACGCGUCUUUCCACCGAUUUAAUGUGGAUUUUAAUAAAAAAUGAGUGACAGUUUUAUUGUGAAAAUUGAAUAAUUAAUACUUCAGUGAUCGUGAAGGUAAUAUUUGUGUAAUAAUAAAAUCGGUAUGUAGAAGAAUAAAAACGUGAAUGAUUGAGAGAUGGGUGUGGAGGGAAUGACGAUGCCGAUCGGCUCCAGAUCCUCAGGUAAAGGAUCCAACGAAAGGACCGGAUCUCGAUCCAAGAUCGGCAAGACGGUGACUUGGAUUACGAGAAAAUCGUUACGAUAAGUCGAAACCCGUUUCACAUAUACAUAUAUUUUUUUGUCACUGGUGUUACGAAACCCGUCUAUCAUCGGCAACGACUUGUGAUUAUUUGUUAUGCGCGAUAACCGGUCGACAAUCACAAAGUAUGCCGUUCGUCGUGAGAAAAAUCGAGCCAAGAUACGUUGGACGUGGGCACGUGCCGCAGAAUGCAACGAGUGCAGAAACUUGGCCAGUUGGUGCAGAAUUGGGUGCUGUAUCGAAUGGCGCAUUAGCAAGUACCUUAAAACAACUUGCAUCACUAUUAUCCAUUGCCGAGGAUAUAUUUGGCGAAUUAACAGCGGAAUUAACAAGUGUAGCAGACAGGAGUGGCGUACUCCGACGAAGAAUCGAUCGACUGGACGAUCGAUUAGCGAGCAUCGAUCCAAAGAAAAUACCAGUCCCGGAAUCGGACAUAUGCACAUUUGCACUGAGAAAGGACCACUUCAAAGCAUCACGAGAGCCAAUAACGGGUAUCUUUGCGUCGGUUACGAGACCUCGUGCACUCCAACAAUUGUAUGAUGCUGCUGCAACAGUUGCUGUACGAAAUUUGGAUAGUCUCAGAAGAGAGAAGGAUGGAAGUUCCAUGGAAAUGUAUCUGUGCACUCCAGUGCUUGGAAAAAGGAGAAGGGACCAGAGUCUGGACAUUGAGUCUCGAGUGCCCGCCGUUUUGGAGGACUUGAGAAGAUGGACGUCCAGUGAAGCCCUUGGUGAUAUCACGGUCCCACCGGACUGCGCGUCGAGGAUUCUUCAGGAGCUGGUGGCUGAUGAUGCUGUUGAUCAUAAAUUGCCUAGUCCGGAGGAGCAGGUUCAAGCCAUCGCUCUCAAAUUCCCAGCGGAAAUAGUAGCGGUGGAUGUGAGUGGUCGUGGUUUCGAGAGAAUGUCCAUGAGAAGGAGAUCCUUGCUAUCUGCGCGGCCAACAGGUGAAAAUCAGGAUGCAAGCGUGAAACGUAGAUCACGACCGCGCAGGCCACGGGGAAAGAGACGAAAUACGAUAGCUGGAACGGACAGAAAGGAGAUUCGUCGAGCAGUUGGAGAAGAGUCGACAACUCACGAGGCUGAUGCUUCAGCUCGAGAGGAUGAGAUUAUAUCUGACGACUCCCCAGGCAGAGCUCACCGUUCAGCAAGUACAGAUAUACUGGGUAAAAAGGAAUCACCAACCGAGAGAAAAUGGCACUUUGACACAUUGCGAGCCUGGGGUAUGUCGCGUCUCAAAUUAAUAAGCCCAAAAUACGAUGACAACAAAAUCGAUAAGAAAUCACGUGAGGCGCAAGGAUCGUGUGACGAUACAAAUGUAUACGAAAUGAUAAAUACACAGCGUAGAAAGAGGGAUAAAUCACACGAGAGAAAACCGAGUUCAUCGAGCUCAAGUGGUAAAAGUAUAGCAUCUAGUAUCGCUGUAUCGAUACCAUUACCGGAGAGGCCAGUAAAAUUGCGCGAAUGCGCUGCCCAAAAAAGGGAGAGGAGAAAAGGUGGAAAUAAUCGUGAUGAUCCACCACACUCGAGCUCUGGUAAUUGGAGUGCGUCAUCAGAGAGUGGUAGAGCGAGUAUAGGAAGUGAAACAACGACCAAUCCACCGAGAUCAACAACGACAACAUCAACUGGCACAUGCUCGAUAUCAUUGAGUCAUGCAAGGAGAUUAAGGGGAAGGGAUACAUCGACUUCGUCAUCUGUGACGUCCGAGGGAACUCUCACCCCGGAUAUUAUUCAGGAUAUUGGUGUAAUUCCGUUUUCGGAUGAUGCUGAGGGCGAAGGGGAGACUUGCUCAGUUUAUUCCUGCGAUACUGAGGGAUAUUACACGUCUUUCCACAUGGAUUCAGGACUUAAGACCCUCAGGGAGGAGGAGACUAUCCCCCAGGCACCCCUCACAAAAUCCAAUGAAGUCAGUCCUGAUUCAUUAUCACCUCUUGUUGAGAAUGAGUAUGAAUUAUUUGGGAGGGGUUCCACUUCGACUACCACUAGUUCCGCGGGAACUGUUUGUACUACUCUUCUUGCACCACCACCACCAGAGAGGAAGUCCAGUCUCACUGUUGUCGCGAUGGUUCACGGUCAGAAUAAAAAUGGUGGAGAAUCACCGGACAGUGGACACAACACGUCCUCAUCUCCUGUCGAAUCAGCAUCAAGUCCGGCUUGCACAGGGAGAUCAUGCUCUGAGCUGGAGUACUCUGAAUCGAGUGAUCUCGAGGGUUGCGACAGAAUUGAGAGAAUUCGAUCGAAAACUGCGAUAAAUACGAGCAGAAUUCCCUCCAUGUGUGUCAUAACACCACCAGGAUCUGACGAUGAGACCAGUAAAGAGAUCCCUCAGGACUCAUCUAACAAAAAAACCGAUGGCAUUGAGACAAAUAGUCCCGGUGCUGUUCUCAUGUCAGCAACAGUUGGAACAUCAAAAAUGGAAGUGAUCAAUGGCCAGGACAAGAAUCUCUACGCCACUGUUCAAACAAUCGAUCCAAAGACUAGAGAACCACCAGCUGAGAGGGCACCUUUCAAGACAAGUCCCCUCAGUGGCAUGUUGGAUAGAAUUCGUGGUGUUUUACCACUGAGUCGGAAGCAACCAGGGAAGACUGAAAUUAUUCCACAGACACAGCCUACUUGUCAUGACUCUGGCGACUAUGUUACCAUAGCCGACGUGAGGAAUAAUAAUGACAAAGGCCGGAAUGCCAAUCAAUUAAUUUAUUCCAACGGUGAAUUAUUGGAGCAUGAUCGAAGGGACACUGAGUACAUAAGUCUCAGUGAAUUGCCGAAAAAACCGGAUUCAUCGCUGGAGAGGAAGCGACAGGGUGCGAGAGUCACUCUAGACUCUGAUGGAAAAGUUGUUUACUCGUCGGACAGUCUCAAGAGGCGAAAGGGAACGCAUACCACUUUCAAUCCAGGUCCAUUCGUGAAAGAGACAAGUUCAACUCCAUCUCCCACAGCUUCGCCAAUGUUUCGACGAGCCCAGCCCCAAAUUCGUGCUGUAUCAACAAAACAAUCGGAGCGUAUCCCAAGACCGGGUAAACUCGUAAUCCGGGCUGGAAAGAGUCCCGAGCGUACGACUGAAAAAAACGAACGUGAAAAGCAAACACGUGGUGCCUAUGUCAACGUGCAGAGCGAGGAAGAUAAUGGGUUGCUAGCCUUUUCAUCUGAGCCAACACCGUCUCAGGCUAUUCAACAAUUUCCACCGCCAUACGUAUCACCCCCUCAGCCCCAGGAGUGGCGACUACGCCAGGAGGAUAUCAAUAAAUCAACGGAUAAAGAUUCACAGGACAGCAACACCGACUCACAUCGCCGUAAUAUUCCUCAUCAGAGAAUAACCCACGAUUCAAGACACUAUAUUGGUAGAAAGCCAGUGUUUACGCCGAAUCAAUAUUAUACACUGCCAAAUCGGAAACCCCAGAGGGAAAUAAGAGAUCCUAUUCGAUGUGUUACCCCAGACAUCACCAGGGGACUUGGCAAACAUCGGAAUAGCCCAGUGGUCAGUGAUCGUAAAAAUUUACAUCAUAAUGGUCAGAUCAUAUCGGCUCCCGUGGACUCACGAAAUAGGUUCUUCGCACCACUGGGCCUGACUGCUCGGGGCUACCGAUUUUUCGCCUCAUCUCCACUGGAACCUCACGAUCGGUCAACAACCGAUAGCUCAAAUCACCCUGGCGUAUCACCGAUUCCGAUUAAACCAUCAGCUAAAUCCAAUCCUACUGUCGCCCAGAGAUUAUCAACACUCGCUGGCAAUCCAUAUGCCUAUUCUACACCCACGCUCGCUACCAAAGAGACCUACAGCGAUUCAGCGUCUGUCGCAUCGUCCUCGGGAAGAACCACACCCACUAAUGGAUUAUUAUCACCCACCAGGAGUACUAUGUCGAAUGAAGAGCUGUUUACGGCUAUUCAUAAAUCAAAAAGAAAGCUCAAUAUAAGGAAUGAUGGAGAUCAUUUGGGUGAUGGAACAAAAUCGUUGGAUAGCCGAUUUAGUCAGACUGGAACGAGACACAGUUGGAGUCCAGAGUCUACUAGUACUCCUGAGGUGCCCCCGACUAUUUCAUCUCAGUCAUCGACCUCGAGAAUGGAUUUCAAGCGUCUUCUGCUCCAACAGAGUACGAAAAUGGGCCCGAGUCGAGUGUCGGCAGCGGAGCAAUUAAAAUUAUCCCGUCAACAGUGUCAACCUCAGUACCAGCACCGAAGCCAACAGUCUCCACCUCCACAGCCAUCUCUGGCUAGAGCCCUGAGCCCCAGGUCCAUCUGGAGAUUUCAAACUCCACGAAGUGAUGUUCUGUCAUCAACUAUUGUCGAGGAUGCAGCGGCUGAGGAACGAGCCAUGGAGUUAUCGCCAGAGAAUUCCAUCCACAAUGUUCAUGGCAGACUGAGAACUAGGAGACAAUUGGACAUGUGUUCAAUAUCUCCUAUUAAAAAACCGACAAGUUCAUCGAUCAAUCGUUAUUCAGAAAUAUCAACGAGGAAUUUUGACAAUCGGGGAAAUUCAGAAAAACCCAUGGAUUCAGAAUCUGAAUCACGCAGAGUGAGAAAUCAACGCGCAAGAGCUGAAUUUUUAACAGGAUCAUCAACAAGUAGCGAUCAAUAUCGUAUGGGAUUCCGGGCACGUUCUGAAUCACCUAGGCAGCCAUCAGGAAGUGCCAAGGGUGUUGCCAGAAGCCCCAGUGCUCCAACUCUCGAAACUGCACUUUAAUUGUGGCUUUUCUGCGCCCAAUGCAAGUUCAGAACUUGAGAUGCUUGAAAUUGUUCACUGAUAAGAAAGUUUCAUGUCGAAAUUCAACAAGAAACCAGACAUAUGUAUUUUAAAACAGCCAAACCGUUCAAUCGAAAACUCCACGGAAAUUUGCAUACAUUUCAGAGCAAUUGCUCUGAGAAAAAUUAUGCCACCAUGAAAUUUACUCAGUGAUUUUUUUUUUGAAAUCUCUGAGAAACUCUUGGAAUAUUCUACUGAAAAAUUCCGUCAUCUCAGUAGAUCGUGAAAUUGUCACGAACUGGAACUGAUUUUGGAAUUGAUUGAAUUCAUCUCGAUCUACCGAUUCCCCAGAAUUAUUUUGUUUUAGAUUUUUUUUCAGUAUUUAUGAUCAAUUCACAGGUGAAAAUUGUGUUCUAACGGUUAAAUAUCUGUAUAUUUGUAGAGUAGAUUUGAAUUUUCCUGCAUUGUGUGAAAGAAAAAAAUGAUUUUGAAACGCAUGACGGUAAUUAGCGGAAUAGAUAUUCGUAAUCACACGCUGAUUGCAGAAUAUAUUUAGAAACGAAGUGCCUAUGAGAAUGUAACGAGCUUCGGCGUUUUCAUUUCACAAGUCAAUUUCGAUAAAAAAAAAUAUUAUUAUUUAUUAAUUUAUUCCAUAUGGACAAUCGAAUAUAUUAUAUUUUAUAUCGUCAUUUAUGAAAACUUGUAAAUAUACGAAGAUUUAUAUUCUACAUUUAUUA